Bufo gargarizans (Asiatic toad) is the source of this 8272-nucleotide messenger RNA. RefSeq names its product mediator complex subunit 12 (gene MED12). Lineage: Eukaryota; Metazoa; Chordata; Amphibia; Anura; Bufonidae. The transcript is spliced from 44 exons. The record is from RefSeq and is a predicted model, not a curated record. Gene Ontology annotation, molecular function: beta-catenin binding; transcription coactivator activity. Gene Ontology annotation, cellular component: mediator complex. The coding region runs from base 36 to 6539 and encodes 2167 amino acids. Gene Ontology annotation, biological process: regulation of transcription by RNA polymerase II.
GUCAUCUCAUACGCGCCUCCUAGAAGGGAAGGAAGAUGGCGGCCUUCGGUAUACUAAGCUAUGAACACCGGCCGCUGAAAAGACCCCGGCUCGGACCGCCUGACGUGUACCCGCAGGACGCCAAGCAGAAGGAGGAUGAGCUUACAGCACUAAAUGUAAAGCAAGGAUUCAAUAACCAGCCAGCUGUAUCAGGAGACGAACAUGGCAGUGCUAAGAAUGUUAACUUUAACCCAGCCAAGAUUAGCUCCAAUUUCUCCAACAUCAUGGCAGAGAAACUACGUUGCAACACCCUACCAGACACUGGAAGAAGAAAACCUCAAGUUAACCAGAAGGACAACUUCUGGCUGGUCACUGCUCGCUCCCAGAGCUCCAUUAACAACUGGUUCACAGAUCUUGCAGGAACCAAACCUCUCACACACCUUGCUAAGAAAGUUCCCAUUUUUGGGAAGAAGGAAGAGGUUUUUGGGUUUCUGGCACGUUAUUCUGUGCCAGUUAUGCGGGCAGCUUGGCUUAUUAAGAUGACCUGUGCUUAUUAUGCUGCCAUUACAGAAACCAAAGUGAAAAAGAGACAUGUCAUGGAUCCAUUCGUUGAGUGGACACAGAUCAUCACACGCUAUCUAUGGGAGCAGCUACAAAAAGUUGCAGAGUAUUACCGGCAAGUAAAUGGUCAAGUAAAUGGUGGCACUGGAACCUCAUCUGGACCUAUGCCUCCAGAGGUUGAGCUAGCCUUAAAACAGUGGGAAUAUAAUGAGAAACUAGCCAUGUUUAUGUUCCAGGAUGGGAUGUUGGAUCGACAUGAGUUCUUGACUUGGGUCUUAGAAUGUUUUGAGAAGAUCCGUCCUGGAGAAGAUGAACUCUUAAAGCUGCUGCUUCCUCUCCUCCUCCGUUAUUCAGGUUCUUUAGUCCAGUCUGCUUACCUAUCACGGCGAUUAGCCUAUUUCUGCACACGGCGCUUAGCACAGCUGCUGGAAAGUAGUGGGGGCCAUACAGGGCACCUCAUUACAGCACAGGCUGGUAAUACUCUGCCUCCUGCACCUGCACCCCCUCCACCCUCAGGAUCUGCUUCAUCUUCCCCAUUCAGCGAUCUCCUGCAGUGCUCACAACAUCGGCCUCUUGUGUUUGGGUUGAGCUGCAUGCUGCAGAGUAUUGUUCUCUGUUGUCCCAGUGCUCUUGUAUGGCAUUACUCUUUGACUGACAACCGAAUUAAGACUGGUUCACCUUUGGAUCACCUUCCUAUUGCUCCUUCCAGUCUGCCCAUGCCAGGUGGCAAUUCUGCAUUCACACAGCAGGUUAGACGAAAACUUCGGGAAAUGGAACAACAGAUUAAGGAGCGUGGACGAGCAGUAGAGGUCCGGUGGUCAUUUGAUAAGUGUCAGGAAGCUACAGCAGGAUUUCCUAUUGGACGUGUUCUUCAUACACUGGAGGUUCUGGAUAGCCAUAGUUUUGAGAAAUCUGACUUUAGUAACAACUUGGAUUCUCUCUAUAAUCGCAUCUUUGGACUAGGUCUUGGAAAAGAUGGUCAUGAGAUCUCGCCGGAUGAUGAUGCUGUUGUUGCACUUCUAUGUGAGUGGGCUGUCAGUUGCAAGCGUUAUGGACAUCACCGUGCCUUAGUUGUAGCUAAAUUGCUCGAGAAGAGACAGAUGGAGAUUGAAGCCGAGCGAUGUGGUGACUCUGAAGCGGUUGAUGAAAAGGGAUCUGUGUCUUCGGGGUCGCUGUCUGCACUUAGUUCACCCCCUGUUUUCCAGGAUGUCCUCCUCCAGUUUCUUGAUACACAAGCCCCAGUGUUAACUGACCCUACAAAUGAGGGAGAAAGAGUGGAAUUCUUUAAUCUAGUGUUGCUAUUUUGUGAGCUUAUCCGGCAUGAUGUCUUUUCCCACAAUAUGUAUAUGUGCACUCUGAUAUCUAGAGGGGACUUGGGACUGGACCCUCAUGCACCUCGACCUCGUUCACCGUAUGAAGACACGACAGAUGAUGCUGACCGCAAAGAGGGAGAGACAAACAAUAGUAUUAAACUGGAGGACACAACACUUUCAGAAACCAUGGAUAUUGACCACAGUUCAGGUGCUUUAUUUGAUGAUAUGGAGAAAGGUGAUUUUCAGAUGUUCUCACCUGCCGUGCGUUGCGAAGGACGUAGCCCGGGCCCUGAUGAGGGAGAAAGUGAAGGUCGUCGCCCAGUGAAGACUUCGAGUGGCGAUGGCCUACUGGCUUCUCUUUAUGAUCAACCACGUCACAUUCAGUAUGCAACUCAUUUCCCUAUCCCACAGGAAGAAUCUUGUAGCCAUGAGUGCAACCAGCGGCUAGUUGUUCUGUUCGGGGUGGGCAGGCAAAGAGAUGAUGCUCGCCAUGUAAUCAAGAAGAUCACUAGAGACAUUCUUAAGGUGCUAAACAGGAAAAGCACGGCAGAGACGGGUUCGAAUGAAGGACAGCGUAGGCGCAGGGUAAAACCUGAAGCUUUUCCCACAGCAGAAGAAAUUUUCCACAGGUUUCAGCAGCUCUCGCAUUUUGACCAGCAUCAAGUUACAGCUCAGGUCUCUCGGAAUGUUCUGGAACAGAUUACAAGCUUUGCAUUGGGCUUAUCUUAUCACCUUCCUCUGGUGCAACAUGUUCAGUUUAUCUUUGACCUGAUGGAAUAUUCCCUUAAUAUCAGUGGCCUCAUUGACUUUGCCAUUCAGUUGCUAAAUGAGCUGAGUGUUGUUGAAGCAGAACUCCUGCUUAAGUCCUCCGACCUUGUUGGUAGUUACACAAUGGGACUGUGUUUGUGCAUUGUAGCUGUCCUGAGACAUUAUAACACCUGCCUGAUUCUCAACCAGGAGCAGACCGCACAGGUGUUCGAAGGUCUGUGUGGAGUGGUGAAACAUGGCAUGAACCGGUCAGAUGGUUCGUCUGCUGAACGUUGUAUUCUAGCUUAUUUGUAUGACUUGUACAUGUCUUGCAGUCACCUCAAAAGCAAGUACGGAGAACUGUUCAGUGAUUUCUGCUCCAAAGUAAAGAACACUAUAUACUGUAUAGUGGAUCCAUCAGACUCAAACAUGUUGUGGGAACAGGAGUUUAUGCUGGAUACCAUCUCUAAUCCAACAGAACAUAAUUAUAACUUUGGCAUGCUGGGAAAGCUACUGAGAGAUUCUCCUACCAAUCGCUACAGCUUUGUGUGCAAUGCACUUGUACAUGUGUGUGCAGGAGACCAUGACACUGACGGAAUAAAUGACAUUGCUAUUCUGUGUGCUGAGUUGACUGGAUCCUGCAAAGAUCUGAGCUCUGAGUGGCUGGGGGUCCUGAAAGCUCUGUGCUGCUCUUCGAAUAAUGGUACCUGUGGCUUCAAUGACUUGCUGUGUAAUGUAGAUGUCAGUGAUUUGUCUUUCCAUGAUUCGCUUGCGACAUUUGUUGCAAUUCUUGUCGCUCGCCAGUGUUUUCCACUUGAGGAUCUCAUCCGUUGUGCGGCCAUCCCAUCCCUUCUUACAGCAGCAUGUAGUGAACAGGAUUCUGAAUCUGGAGCCCGUCUCACUUGCCGUAUUUUGCUUCAUCUGUUUAGAACUCCUCAGCUGAAUCCAUAUGAGCCAGACAGCAAUAAAGCAACAUUUGGAAUUCGUUCUUCUUGUGACCGCCAUCUUCUAGCUGCAUCUCAGAAUCGCAUAGUACCCGGAGCCCUUUUUGCUGUGCUAAAGGCAAUAUUUAUGCUGGGUGAUGCAGAGCUGCAAGGUUCUGGCUUUUCAUUACCUGCAGCUACUGAAGAUAUUACCGAUGAAGAUUUGACAUCGAACCGGGCAGGUGUGCGGUCUGUAUCUAUAGAGACCGCAAGUUUGGAUGUGUAUGCCAAAUAUGUUUUACGCAGCAUCUGCCAACAGGAAUGGGUGGGAGAGAGGUGUGUUCGCUCCCUGUGUGAAGACUCGAUUGACCUGCAGGACCCUGUUCUCAGCAGUGCUCAGGCACAACGUCUGAUGCAGCUGAUAUGUUAUCCACACAGACUAGGUGAUGCAGAGCAAGGGGACAAUCCUCAAAGACAGCGCAUCAAACAUAUCUUACAGAGCCUGGAUCAGUGGACGAUGCGUCAGUCAGCACUGGAGCUGCAGCUGAUGAUCAAGCAGACAUCUAAUAAUGAAAUGAAUUCACUCCUGGAAAAUAUUGCUAAAGCUACAAUUGAAGUGUUCCAGCAAUCUGCAGAGACCGUGUGUUUAACCGCUGCCAACAAUGCACCCCCUAGCAGUGCCCCAAGCAGCAAUGCAGCUCCCGCUGCUAAAUCCAAGCCUGUGCUCAGUGCUUUGGAGAGGUCUGGUGUCUGGCUCGUAGCGCCCCUUAUUGCCAAGCUGCCAACAUCUGUGCAAGGUCAUGUACUUAAAGCAGCUGGGGAGGAGCUGGAGAAAGGGCAGCAUCUUGGAUCAUCUUCUCGUAAGGAGCGUGACCGACAAAAGCAGAAAAGUAUGUCUCUACUCAGUCAGCAGCCAUUUUUAUCAUUGGUGUUAACCUGUUUAAAGGGGCAGGAUGAACAGAGGGAGGGACUUUUGACUUCUUUGUACAGUCAGGUGCAGCAGAUUGUUAGCAACUGGAGAGAUGAUCAGUAUCAAGAUGACUGUAAAACUCCUCAGCUUCUCCAUGAUGUAUUGAAGCUCAGGCUGAACUUGGUUGGUGGAAUGUUUGAUACUGUUCAGCGCAGCACUCUACAGACAACAGAGUGGGCAGUACUCCUCCUGGAUAUCAUAAGCAGUGGCACCGUGGACAUGCAGUCUAAUAAUGAGCUCUUCACCACUGUGCUGGAUAUGUUGAGUGUGCUGAUUAAUGGAACUUUGGCUGCUGAUAUGUCCAGUAUCUCACAAGGCAGCAUGGAGGAGAACAAAAGGGCAUAUAUGAAUUUAGUGAAAAAGCUCCGGAAAGAAUUAGGUGACCGUCAGUCGGAGAGCUUGGAGAAAGUGCGCCAGCUGUUGCCUUUACCAAAGCAGACGCGGGACGUAAUAACUUGUGAACCUCAGGGAUCUCUUAUUGACACCAAAGGAAACAAGAUAGCUGGCUUUGACUCUAUCUUCAAGAAGGAGGGACUUCAAGUCUCCACUAAGCAGAAAAUUUCCCCUUGGGAUCUUUUUGAAGGUCUGAAACAAUCUGCUCCUCUUUCCUGGGGAUGGUUUGGUACUGUGCGUGUAGACAGACGAGUGUCAAGGUUGGAGGAGCAACAGAGAUUACUUCUGUACCACACACACUUAAAGCCUAAGCCACGCACUUACUAUUUGGAGCCAUUGUCUCUUCCUCCUGAAGAUGAGGAGCCACCAACCCCAACAAGUAGUGAGCCCGAUAAGAAGCUGAGUGAGCCACUCAAAGUAGAUAAGAGCGGAGGAAGCUGCCCAGGUACCGGUGAUGAGAGAAAGAAACAAGGCAAGAAAAACAAGAAGACUCGUCAACCAGCAAACAAAGGAGAGGAAUAUGGGCUUGGUGGAGGACGCUCAAUGCCUUAUCCAAUGGGAGUUUCCACUGACCUUCUGCACUCCCAAGGAGGGGGGUCCAUGUCUCGAUUGCCUUAUGGAGCGCAGACAGUGUACGCUCAGAAUCAACCCUUACCUCCUGGUGGUCCACGUCUGGACACAUACCGUCCACCUCGCAUGAAUAUGGUAAAGGUAGUUCAGGCUCGACCCCCUUAUGGAGGUGGUGUUCCACCAGUUGUAGGAGGAAUGAUGGAUCCAUACAAGCCUAUCAUGUACAGACAGCAGCCUCCUAUUCCCCAGGGUCAAUUACUAAGGCAACAUCUUCAGGCAAAAUUGCAGACGCAGGGUAUGAUGACUCAACCUGUUCGACAAAUGACACCAACUCCCCCAUAUGGAUCUAUGCAAUCCUCCCAGGGUUAUACAACAUACACUACCCAUGUGCCCAUGCAACAGCAGCAUUCUCAAUCACAAUCUGGUGGUUUGGUGCCAUCAGGCUACAAUACACAGUCAUAUCCUGGUACUCUUCCACCUUCUGGUGGGACACUCCUUGACUCUGUGAGACAGAUGCCACAGAGACCAAGUGGUUAUGUCCAUCAGCAGGCAACUGGUUACAAUCAUAAUCCCCAAACAGGACCGAGAUUCCCACACCAACAAAUGCAGCAGGCUGGCAUGAUGACUGGAAUGGGUCAUAUGACUGCACAGAAUGUACCGGGUACAAUACGGCCCACUCAGAUGUUAUCAGACCAGCAACAGCAGCAGCAGUAUCUGAGGCAGCAACAAAUAUUAAGACAGCAGCAACAACAGCAGCAGCAACAGCAACAACAUCAACAACAACAGCAGCAGCAGCAGCAGCAACAGCAACAACAACAGGCUCAGGCUCCUCCUCAGCCCCAAGCUCCACCUCAGCCACAGCCACCACCUCAGCAGGUAGCAGCAGUACCACAGGCCCAGGCACAAGGACAGCCCCCAGGACUUGGCAUGCAGACACUGGCACAACAGCAACCUAUGUUUCAACGACAGGGUCUGCAACAAACUCAGCAGCAGCAACAGACAGCAGCUCUUGUACGACAACUACAACAGCAGUUAUCCAACACACAACCACAGCAAGCUUCCAAUCCGUUUGGGCGUUUCUGAUAUAUACGGCUCAAGCCUAUGGGUGAUCGCUGUGCUUUGGUUCCCUCCGGAGACAGAAGACAGGCAUCUGAAGCUGAAUAAAGUGUUAUUGGACUGCCAUGAAGAAGAAAGACAAUGACUAGGUGUCAUGGCACAUGAAUUUAGUAAACCUGGACUCUUGUAUAAUAAGGCAUGGGGAACCAGAUUGUCAAAUGGUGCCCCUAAAGUUGAGAGCAAGGGCUUUUAAGUCUUGUGGACCUUUUACCUUUCAAACUAAUUUUUAUUAUUUUGAUAAUGAAAUGAUAAAAAUUGUCAUUUUCUAACCUAUUUAUAUGGCAACCUGAUCUCAGGCACAUGUAUGAACAUGGUUACAAAUACUUCCUUGCUCUUUCCCUGUUACUAUAAGUAGCUAAUAAGAGAAAAUAUCGAGUGGUAUUGAUUUGGCCUACAUAGACUUUUCCAGCAGGUGGUGCGUGCUUGCUGUUUUGGAUUUUAGUAGCCUUGAUGAUGAAAUUGGACACCCUAUGCAGUAUUUUGUCUUAAAGUAUAUGUGCACAUACCAUUGGGAUUUUUUGUACAUACUACUACUAUAGUAGUUUAAUACCUUCCAAACAGCUGUAACACCACCUAAACACACAUAAUUCAAGUGAUUUUGUCCUAAUUACCAGAUUUCCAUUUUGGUUAUUUUUCGAAGCGCAAACUAAAAAAAAAUAAUCACAAGCCAAUAAAUUAUCAAUAGAUUAUACUCCAAAUACGUUGGUUAAAGCUAUUCUUGGCUGUUCCUUGAACUUGAGAAUGAGAAGCUUAUGGACCUUGUGGUGCAUAUGCCUUUUUAUACAGUCAUGUGAAAAAGUAUAAAGUUUUAUUUGUUUUUUUAAAUUAACUUGUGAAUUUUUCCUGAGUUUAAACAGUAUAUAAAGAUGAUACAAUUCAACAAAAAACAGUAACUAAUUGACUUUGCAUUAGUUUAUUAAACAGAAAUUCGCAUACACACACACUGUAGGAAUUUUUAGGAAAUGCCAGUGUUUUCGCCUCUGGAUGAAAUAUUGUUUCCUCGGAACUUACCUCCGUCAUACUGCUGCCCUUAUAUUGCUGCAGGCUCUUCUGCUGAACUCCUAACUGGAUGUGUCCUGAGUCUUCCUGUUAGCUGUAUAUGCACAGUGCUACAGGACAAAAAUCUAACAAAACACGUUCUGUAGAAAUGAUAUAAUUUGCACAAAAGAAUGACAAAUUUCUGAUAAUGAAGGGUAAAAGUUUGACUUAACUUUUAUCGGAUGUCUAGCCACCUUUAGGUCAGUAGGAGAUUUUAAUGUCAUACAUUAUAAAGUCUAAGGAAGCACAAAGUGCAGCGCUCACCUAUGUAUAAACACUGACAGGGGCAUGGAAGUGCUUAGGGUGGGUUCAUAUCACGUUUUUGCUAUUCAUUUAACGUUUAUGUUGGGGGGAAAUAAAGGGAUACAAAAAAGUUUUUCUAUCCUGCAGAGUCUGUUAAAAACCAUAUACGUUUUUUAAAUGGAAGUCUAUGGUGAAUGGAUGCCACUGUAUGGCAUCCUUCUGAGGCAUCCGUUAAUGUAUACUUUUUUUUGUAUAACGGAUGGCACAAACAUGAUGUGAACCCAGCCUUAGGAUGCAGCAAAAUGAUAUCCAUAAAACAAGGAGAUAAAUCCAGCUUCCGAUAAGUGUCGACUGUCCAGCGGCACUCCGGCUUGUGACUUUUAGUUUAGCGAAGCAGGCACAGACAGUAGCCCGCUCCG